GACUUCGCGAAUCGAUGUCUAUCGAACCUAUCGCUGCGCGGCAUGUGCAACACUGCGUUUUCUGCUGCCCCCUUUUGGCUGUUGUUUCGUGUGUUGACCAAUAAAUUUUUCGUAUAUUUUUUCAACUUUUCAAUUACCGAACCGCAAUUGCCGCCAAAUUAGAUUGUCGAUAGCCAACCGAGCGAAUAACCAGCGAGUUUUUGGCCAAGUCACGCGAGGAUCAGGAGCAGCGGAAGCAGGAGCAGGAUCUCGACCAGAUCGCCAGGAAGCGACAUUUCCAUUGGAGCGGUUCAAGUGAAAGCGAGAGAGCUACACAGCCGGAGAGAACGAGAUAGAGACACGGAAAGAGAGUACGAACGAGUGAAAUCCUUUCCAGAAAUCCAGGAAUUCAAGCAUCCAAGCAGCUGCUUCGCAAAAUCAUCUGUUUUUCGUUUGAGCAACGUUGUUUAAGCAAGCGGCUUGAAAACAAUCAGUAUCCCAAAAUUUAGUUCUAGAUCCGUAUCCAUAUCCACAUAGCUUGUGGGUGCACUUUUCCAGUUGGCCAAUCUCAACCAGCAAUUAAAAAUGGCCGCUGCCGCUGCGAGCGCAGUGAAUGCAGUGAACGACUGCUUCAGCAUUGGAUCCACAGUCGUCUGCACGACCUGUUUCAACGAGGAGGUGGAGGGCGAGGUGCUGGCCUUCGAUCACAACACAAAGAUGCUUAUCCUGAAAUGCCGAUCCAAGUCCACGGAGGAACUGAGUGAUAUCUACGCGCUGAACCUCUCGCUCUGCAGCAAUGUGCAGGUGGUCAAGGAGUGCAACGGCAACUUUGAUGAUCCGCAAAAGCUGAAUCUGGAACAGGUCAAAAUGCGCCUGCGGAAAACAGUAGAGCGAAGACAGGACUACUUGAAGUCCAAGAAUGCUGAUGUGAGUCCAGAGGCACAGGAGCUCUAUAGAGCGAUAGCCAAACAAUACGGGUACAAUGAAGUCUCUUGGCAAGGACUUAACAUACAAAUCCUAAAUGAAGUCACCAUCUCGCCGCCGUACCGAGUGGACAACGUGGUGUCCAGCUCGAACAACGAAACUUCAUGCAACUACAUCAAGCGCAUCAUCAAACAGUUCUUCAACACGAGGCCAUCGCCCGUCCCAGAAAGUGGAGCUGCGGCCAGCACCUCGUCACCAUCGGUGUCCCCCACGUCCUCAUCUCUUGCAUCUGGAUCGCCGGUUCCCGCAAACUAAUAAUAAAAAGAAAAAACACAAACAAAACAAAACACAAAAACAAAAAAACAGAAAUGUGCUUCAAAAAAGGACAAACCGUUUUUUUUAAUCUAUCAGUGGGCAGAUAAAAUACAUUU
Drosophila erecta is the source of this 1334-nucleotide messenger RNA. RefSeq names its product protein LSM12 homolog A (gene Lsm12a). The transcript is spliced from 5 exons. The record is from RefSeq and is a predicted model, not a curated record. Bases 565 to 1218 code for a protein of 217 amino acids. Lineage: Eukaryota; Metazoa; Arthropoda; Insecta; Diptera; Drosophilidae. Gene Ontology annotation, molecular function: RNA binding.